AUGCAACCAUAUUUUGUAAUUCGAGCUUAAGUUUAGAUACAGGAUCAUGUUUCUUUCCCACUGAAAGGAUUCUAUUCUUUGGGCAUUUACGAGAGUGAACACUUCUCUCAAACUAGGUCUCAUGGUUUCCUUCCUUUCAUUCUACCUUACAAACUGGCAAGUACAGGCCUGGGUUGUAUUUAUAUUUUCAAAAUCUGUUACCGUUGCCAAUUGAGCUCGUUGACGAAGACGAAGGCUUGCCGGACUUGCCUCGACGCUGUGUUCAUCGUUCGUGCCAAAUCGGACCGAGAGCGACUCGAACGCGAUUGUGGGAAAAUCAGAAGCGCGCAAUUUCCGGCCAUUUGGAAGAGAAGAUCCAGGAACUCAUGGCCGUCUAGAAACAGACUUAUCAGAGAGAUUGCUGGUGAAAGCACCAUGCCAAAAGUUCGCACAAAUCGCACGCGCUACCCGCAAGGAUGGGAACUCAUCGAACCUACCCUUCGUGACUUGGACAUGAAAAUGCGCGAAGCUGAGAACGAAUCUCACGAGGGGAAGAGAAAGUGCGAGGCACUGUGGCCUAUUUUCAAAAUCUCUCACCAGAAGACGAGAUAUAUCUAUGAUCUUUAUUAUCGACGGAAGGCCAUUUCGAAGGAGCUCUUCGAGUUUUGCUUAGAUCAGGGGUAUGCCGACAAAAGCCUGAUUGCCAAGUGGAAAAAGGCUGGUUACGAGAAGCUUUGCUGCCUGAGAUGCAUACAGCCCCGGGACCACAAUUUCAACACGACAUGCGUUUGUCGUGUUCCUAAGCAUUUGCGCGAGGAGAAGGUGAUUGAAUGCGUACAUUGUGGUUGCAGAGGGUGUGCAAGUGGGGACUAGAAGCUGUCGCUUAGUUGUGCAUGGAACAGGUUUUAUACGAUCCUUGUGACUCGUAGACCUCACCGUAGGUUGUAUAAUUUGUAGGGAUUGACUACUACUAGGCAGAUCGAAGGAAAUGUACCUCUCAUAUGGGUUGCCGGAAUAUAGCAGAGAAGGAGGUCUCGAUUUGAGGAAGGAUACAGGAUUGUAUCGGGAUUUCGCCAGUUUGUGGAGAGUUUGUUGCCGAUGAGCUAAUAUACCACAGAGAUCACAAAUUAGCGUCUUAUCCAAAAUUUGCCAUUCAAUUCCCCAACGAGAAAGAAGCGGGGAAUGUGUAUCGAAGAGUGCAAGUAUGUUUUGCUUUAUCUUCGCCAGUUGGUGUUGCCGAUUUUUCCUAUCUCAUGUUCUGAGGAAGUGUGGGCAUUAUCCAGUUUUUGUGGGGGGACGUUUUCGUAAAUGCUGCGUUUAGGCAGUAUACAGGGAGGAUACGCCUACAGUUUGUAAACCAAACCAUUUGUUGCUAACUUGUGUGACAAAUGAUCCCAUGAACUGAAUAUGCGGAAUAUUGUAUCACAAAUUAUCAUUUCCAAGAAUAACCAA
Molecule: messenger RNA, 1431 nt
Organism: Marchantia polymorpha subsp. ruderalis
Lineage: Eukaryota; Viridiplantae; Streptophyta; Marchantiopsida; Marchantiales; Marchantiaceae
Source: the annotation of a GenBank genome assembly